AUGAGUAUAGCCAGUAUUCUACCAGGUCGAAUUAGCACGUCCGUAAAAGGUGGUCGCAGGCUUUGGAGGGAACAAGGAAUCACGCAAUAUAGCUCCCAAUUGUGUUGGUUGAUCGAAUGCUUGAAUACAUGUGGACAUUUAGGACUCAAGAAACGACGGAAAUUGAUAGACCCAGUAGACUAUAUACUGGAACCCAGGAGACGACGAAAGUUACCAGUAGGUUGCAUAUACGCAUUGGUUAUUGCGACCCCAAAUUUACGAAGUAGCUUAGGGGAAUAUAGUCUCACGAUCAGAUUGUUGUUGCAGAAUAUGUGUAUUGGGACCCACGAUGAAGAAAAUCGCGUACCAAGACCUUAGACAUACGGACGCUGUGGUGAGGGAAAACCACAGAAAUGAUUGACUCAGAGGCCGGAAUAACAGGAGUAUUGGAAGCUGGAAUAAUAAUUGAAGCUAGGCCCAACUGCAGUAACAUAGCUAAUGACAAGUCAGACUGACUAAGAUCAUAGAAGUGGCAAAUCACUUACAACUUGAAAAUAGCAGAGACGAGUUAUGCCUAAAGUCAUUUAUCCCAAGAAUAGGGUGGAUAUUUUGAUGAAGAAAAAAACUAAAGCAAAUAAUAAAGGAAUGGGAUUGUGAGCUCU
Mucor mucedo is the source of this 641-nucleotide messenger RNA. RefSeq lists its product as uncharacterized. The transcript is spliced from 2 exons. The coding region runs from base 1 to 357 and encodes 118 amino acids. NCBI's taxonomy places the organism in Eukaryota, Fungi, Mucoromycota, Mucoromycetes, Mucorales, Mucoraceae. The record is from RefSeq and is a predicted model, not a curated record.